AUGGUCUUCCCUCCCGCCUGGUUGCCGCCUGAGUUUUGGAUCCCCAUCUCGACCACCCUUCCAAAUGCCGCUCCGCAGGGGGGCAAGGAGGCGGCCCACUCCAACGCCAUCCUCCACAGGCUGAUCAGCGAGGUGUUGGACGCCAGGGCCCCCAGCGUGGGCUCCGGCCUCGUCUCCCUGGUCACCUCCCGCGACGACAUUGAUGCCCUGCUGAAGUUGGAUGACGUGAUUGAUCUUGUCAUCCCCCGUGGCGGGAACGCCCUGGUGUCCCACAUCCAGCGCUCCACCCGCAUCCCAGUGCUGGGCCACGCCGACGGCAUCUGCCACGUGUACGUCGACGCCGAGGCCGACCCGGCCAAGGCGCUGGCCAUCGCCGUGGACUCCAAGGCCGACUACCCCGCCGCCUGCAAUGCGGCCGAGACCAUCCUGGUGCAUGCAUCGCUGGCCGACGGCCUGGCGCGGGAGCUGCUGGAGGCGCUGAAGGGCGCUGGCGUGGCCGUGCACGCCGGGCCGCGGGCCGCCGAGCGGUACGGGCUGGAAAGGGCGGCGUCGCUGCGCCACGAAUACUCCUCGCUGGACGUCGGGUUUGAGCUGGUGGACGACCUGGCCGCCGCGAUCGACCACAUUCACGCCCACGGCAGCUCCCACACCGAGGUGGUGGUCACAGAGAACCAAGCGACUGCUGACACCUUCCUCCAGCUGGUGGACGCGGCGUGUGUGCACCACAACGCCUCCUCCCGCUUCUCGGACGGCUUUAGAUACGGCCUGGGCGCAGAGGUGGGCAUCAGUACGGGGCGGAUCCACGCCCGUGGACCCGUGGGCGUGGAGGGCCUGCUCACCACCAAGUUUGUGCUCAGGGGCACGGGCCAGGUCGUGAACAAGGACCAGGGCGUCAAGUACACCCAUGUCGCACGCGACCCCCAAAAAUUGGCAUGA
Messenger RNA from Auxenochlorella protothecoides, 936 nucleotides. RefSeq names its product Delta-1-pyrroline-5-carboxylate synthase. Bases 1 to 936 code for a protein of 311 amino acids. Gene Ontology annotation, molecular function: glutamate-5-semialdehyde dehydrogenase (NADP+) activity. Lineage: Eukaryota; Viridiplantae; Chlorophyta; Trebouxiophyceae; Chlorellales; Chlorellaceae. The transcript has 4 exons. The record is from RefSeq and is a predicted model, not a curated record.